AAUCCCAUUUCACAAACUGAAAAAAGAGGAUGAGGAACCUCUACCUCACCGUACCCCAUCAUCUACAGCCCACUAAUACCUUACUGCAAUGGCCUCUCUACUACCAUUCUCCCUCCUCAAACCCAUUACAAUCUGCAAAGCCUCAUCAUCUCCAGCAAUAGCAACCUCACCUUCUGCUCUAGUCGAGUCUCUCAACGACGAGUUUGGACGGAAAGGCAUUAAAUUCUUAGAAACAACUGAUACAAGUACAAACAUUAACACUCCCAUUGUUGAACUAAGUGUUAGAAAUGGUAGCUCAUUAAGGCUGCAAUUAUCCAAUGCUCAUGUCACCUCAUAUAAGCCUAAAGUGUACUGGAAAGAUGAUGGUUUUGAAGAAGUUUUGUACACUCUUCCACAGUCUAAAGGUGGCAUUGGCUUAGUUCUUAAUGAUGUGACUCAACCACUUGUGGCUGCUACACAGAAGAAAUCUGACCCUUUUAGAAGGUCUGAACCUGCUGCUGUUGCCAAAGGGUCUGUUCUUGCAGGAGUUGAGUGGUCUGUCAAAGAUGUUGAUUCUGAUUCUUUUGAUGCUGUCCAGGUGGAAUUGAGUUGCACCAGUGGAACUCUUGACAUAACAUAUGUAGUUUCUCUGUAUCCUGAAAGCAUGGCAUCUGCAGUUCUAGUACAGAACAACGGCCGUAAGGCAUUGGAUCUAACAAGUGCAAUGCUUAGCCAUAUCAAAUUUAAAAAACGAGCAGGCUCAGGAAUACAAGGAUUGCAGGGUUGUUCUUAUUGUUCCCAGCCUCCUUUAUCGUCACCCUUUGAGAUAAUAUCUCCUGGUGAAGCCAUGAAAGCUGAUGAUCCUGGCUUGUUUUCAUUCAGUUCCGAGUCUCCUAGCAAGCUUGGUGAAUGGAUCACACAAGACGAGCCUAUUAUCAUUUUGAAGAACAAGUUUAGCAGGGUUUAUUCAGCUCCUCCUUCAGAGAGAUCCAAGAAGUUCUACAGAACUCCGCCAUCAAAAUAUGAGACGAUUGAUCAGGGAAAGGAGCUUGUAUUUCGAGUGAUAAGAAUGGGUUAUGAUGACAUAUAUUUGUCGAGCCCUGGAUCCUUAUCCGAAAAACAUGGGAGGGAGUACUUCAUCUGCACUGGGCCUGCUUCAAUGUUGGUACCAGUUACUGUGAACCCAGGGGAAGAGUGGAGAGGGGCGCAGGUUAUCGAACAUGACAAUCUUACAUAACUUGUAAUUACUUUCACUGUAAAGAUAUAUGUCUUUGUAAGUUGUAAUAUGGUUGGUUUAUAAUUUGAAAGGAAUUAAAUUGGCUUCAGAAAUUAUGCAUCCAAGUGAUUUUCUGGAAGCUUAAGUGUUACAUUAUGUACAGCAGUUUGAACAAUCUAGACAUCAGCCAGAAAGGAUUGUCCAGAAAGACUAUUGUAUUGGAAACUAA
This is a messenger RNA of Beta vulgaris subsp. vulgaris (sugar beet), 1424 nucleotides long. RefSeq lists its product as hypothetical. Bases 89 to 1216 code for a protein of 375 amino acids. Gene Ontology annotation, biological process: carbohydrate metabolic process. Gene Ontology annotation, molecular function: carbohydrate binding; catalytic activity. The record is from RefSeq and is a predicted model, not a curated record. The transcript is spliced from 3 exons. NCBI's taxonomy places the organism in Eukaryota, Viridiplantae, Streptophyta, Magnoliopsida, Caryophyllales, Amaranthaceae.